This is a messenger RNA of Eutrema salsugineum, 780 nucleotides long. RefSeq names its product glutathione S-transferase T3-like. The transcript is spliced from 3 exons. Bases 1 to 780 code for a protein of 259 amino acids. NCBI's taxonomy places the organism in Eukaryota, Viridiplantae, Streptophyta, Magnoliopsida, Brassicales, Brassicaceae. The record is from RefSeq and is a predicted model, not a curated record.
AUGGAUUCUCAAAACGCUUUCUCUCAGUCCGAAGGAUUCGUUAACCUUCUAACUAGUCAGAUACCUCCUGACAAUUACUCGCCUUGUACUGAACUUGGAUCAUCAGACUUUCCUGUGUUUAGUACACAAGGAUCUGAUGAACCUACGAUUAGUAAAGUCAGAAAGCAAUGGACUCCGAAGGAAGACCUCGUCCUCAUAAGCGCAUGGCUCAAUACGAGCAAGGAUCCUAUUGUGGGGAACGAACAACGGGCGGGUGCAUUCUGGCAGAGGAUUGAAUGUAAGCAGCGAUGGGGUCGUCUCAACGACCAGGUCUGCAAAUUCGUUGGUGCAUACGAGGCUGCACAAAAGCAGAGGACAAGCGGCCAAAACGAAAACGACGUCAUGAAGGCAGCCCAUGAGAUAUUCUUCAAUGAUUAUCUCAUCAAGUUCACCCUCGAGCAUGCAUGGAGGGAGCUCAGGCAUGACCAAAAAUGGUGCAGCAGCAGCUAUCCUGCUUCCAAGGAUGGUGAGAAGGCCAAAAGAAGAAAAGUUGAAGACUCGGCUAACUCCUCUAGCUCAGUACAUGAAAGAGUUGCCGAUGAUGUCUUCGUUGAGGCUAAGCCACCUGGUGUCAAGGCGUCCAAGGCGAAAGCAAAAAAGUCAGCCGGAGGGAAGGAGGUGAAGGACUUUGCAAGUGUGUGGCAAAUCAAACAACGAGACUUGGAACUGAAAGACAAGAUUACUGACAAAAGACUUCUUGAAAAACUGGUAGUCACGGGGAAGCACUUGGCCACUAGAUAG